AGUCGAUCGGCGAUAAACAAUGAUAAAUACAUGUAAUAUAUACAUUUUAUUAUCGAUGAAUAUCUAAAGAUACCGUGCAGUGCAUGUGAGGGAUACUUAUUUGAUUUUUUUUAUCCGCGAUAAACAUUUCAAAUAUAAUAUAUAACAGCUUCGAUUUGAGUUUUGAGUUUACUGCAUGUCCUUUCGGGCUUGCCGUAGGUUAAUGAUCUUGCGCGAGGUGCCCGUCGGUCAAAGUUUAGUUAAACUGGUGCUGACAGCUUCCGAGCGGCUGAAACCUUCACGUUUCUCCACGAUGACAGCACGAAAUAUGACUCGGUUCUGGGAAUGGGGGAGGAAGAUAAUCUGUGUCGGGAGAAACUAUGCGGACCACGCCAAAGAGCUGAACAACGCGAUCCCCACAGAGCCGAUCCUGUUCCUGAAGCCCCCCUCUGCAUACGUGAGAGAGGGGUCCCCCGUCCUGGUGCCCCGGUACUCCAGCAGCCUGCACCACGAAGUGGAGUUAGGGGUGGUCAUCGGGAAAGGGGGCACGGCCAUACCACAGGCCGCCGCUAUGGAGCACGUGGCUGGCUACGCGCUGUGCUUGGACAUGACGGCCCGGGACGUCCAGGACGUGUGCAAGGCAAAGGGUCUCCCCUGGACCCGGGCCAAGGCUUUCAACACCUCCUGCCCGGUCAGCGACUUCAUCCCCAAAGAGCGCAUCCCCGACCCGGGCAACGUGAAGCUGUGGCUGAAGGUGAACGACCAGCUGCGGCAGAGCGGCUGCACCUCCCAGAUGAUUUUCUCCAUCCCCUAUCUCAUCAGCUACAUCAGCGAGUUCAUCACCCUGGAGGAGGGGGAUCUCAUCCUCACGGGGACCCCGAAAGGAGUCUCCGCCGUGCAGGAGCGCGAUGAGCUGCAGGCUGGGAUCGAGGACGUGGUCACCAUGAGCUUCAGGGUGGACCGAAAGGAGUGAAAACCAAAGACAGAAGCACUCCGACCCCUGAAGACAUCGUGUUGACUUCAUCGUGUGUAAUAUAUUUACCAAAUGUCGGCCAGCAGGUGGCGGCCUCGAGCCAUCAACACCAUAUUUCUGACGCUGCCCUGUAACAUGUAUGAGAACAGCAACACACCCGAGUUUGGUGCUUGAUUGAUCUGAUGAGUGAACUUGUGAUGUGUUGGUUGUGUUAUCUACUUAAACCACGGAUGUAAACAUAAUGCAUCUCCCUUUGUCUCCAAUGGGAAGAAGUAUUCAGAACCUUUAUUCAAGUUAAAGAUGCAAUAAUAUGUUGGACACAUAUAUGAAAAUGCAAGUUGAAUUAUUGAUGUUUUGCUGUAUCAGAAUGGCCACUGUCGGUGUUUUAUUAUGAUAUGUAACAUUAUUAGAUUUUUACUAUUAAUGCAUUAAAGUGUAAGAAUCAUUAUGAA
Messenger RNA from Cyclopterus lumpus (lumpfish), 1404 nucleotides. RefSeq names its product fumarylacetoacetate hydrolase domain containing 1 (gene fahd1). The transcript has a single exon. The record is from RefSeq and is a predicted model, not a curated record. Bases 176 to 952 code for a protein of 258 amino acids. NCBI's taxonomy places the organism in Eukaryota, Metazoa, Chordata, Actinopteri, Perciformes, Cyclopteridae. Gene Ontology annotation, cellular component: mitochondrion. Gene Ontology annotation, molecular function: acetylpyruvate hydrolase activity.